Messenger RNA from Drosophila kikkawai, 1293 nucleotides. RefSeq lists its product as uncharacterized. Gene Ontology annotation, molecular function: poly(A) RNA polymerase activity. The record is from RefSeq and is a predicted model, not a curated record. NCBI's taxonomy places the organism in Eukaryota, Metazoa, Arthropoda, Insecta, Diptera, Drosophilidae.
CGAAAAUCUGAUGGACAAACUUCAAAUAUUUACCAAGCUAAAAACGUUGGGAGUAUUAGUUUCCCGUAAAUAAUGCAGUCAAAUCCUGCCACCAAACCGCAGGUGGCAAGAGGGCGCAAGCCGCUGAACGUCUCACCAUCAAGGGACUACCGUAGCGAGCUCCAAAAUGCGCUGAAGGUUUCGCCGCCUGGUGGUCACCUCAACGCCGUGAUAGCUUUGUAUACUUGCGAUCCCAUAAAGCUGAAGAAGUCCUACGAUCAAAUUCGCAGGUGCAUCAAAAGUGGCCUGAAAGACAAGGGGAUCGUGGAGGUGUCUGCCUUUGGUUCGCUGGUCACGGACUUGGCUCUGCAGGAUAGCGACCUCGAUUUGUACGUGAGAGAUUACAACGAUCCGUCCAUGUCCCAGAGUCAGUUGCAUGCCGUGCUCAUGGAUUUUCUAACCACCAACAAAGAUAAAAAAUUCUUAGGUGUCGCCAAGGUACCCCGCACCAGGGAGCCCAUUAUCCGGUGUAAGCAUCGAUUGUCCAAGCUGAACCUCAACAUCCAUGUGUACCAUCCGAAUGGCGCUUACAAUUCCGAGUUCAUCGGCAAUCUGAUGCGGCGCAGUAAGAUUGUGCGCGACCUGAGCCUGUUCCUGAAGAUCUGGUCGAAUAAUCUAAUUGAAAGCUGCAGAAUGAGUAACUAUUGCCUGAUCUGCAUGAUCAUCGUCAGCCUGCAGGAGCAAGGCCUGCUGCUCAGUGUCAAGCAACUGCAGGCAGGCUGCCCGCCGAACAUUUUCCGUGGCAUUAACUACGCGUGCACCUUGUUCAAAAUGCGACCGAUUCCGGAAGAGAUCACCGUCCUGGAGCUAAUUGAAGACUUCUUUGAACUCUACAGCACCACAGAUUUUGAAGCCCAAGCUGUAAGCCCGUUCUUCGGCUGUGUUAUGGACAAACAGCCAUUUCGGGAUGAUGAAAUUCCCGAGUACACGGCUCAAUUGGAGGCCAUGAAGGUGGCUGGGGCUGAACCACCGUCGCCUUUCCGGCUGAUUACAUGCAUGUACGUGCAAGAUCCAUUCGACAUGCACAGCAACGUGGCCCAGUCCGUCUCCCCACUGAGUCUAUCUUGGAUUAAAAAAUGCUUUAGCCUGGCAUCUCGCGCCACUAAGGAUCCGAAGCUACGGGCAGAACCGGAAAAGCUUUACGAGUACCUAUUAUUCGGCAUGAUGGAUGAGUUAGAUGAGAUGCAGGAAGAGGAAGAGCGUGCAAUGCGGGCACAAAAAAAGCGUAUGAAUCAAAGGAAGGAAGACCUUUAA